UCUCCGAGCCCAGAACCGUAGUCUAUAUAAACUGCCCCACAGCCAUCCCUCAAAAACCCUAAUCAACUGUAAGGUAAACCGGAGCAAGAUCAGCUGCAGCAGCAGGACCAUUUCUUCUUCAUCUCCGCGGCCGACUCUCCGUUUCGUCGAAGAUGAAGUUCAACAUCGCAAAUCCGACCACUGGAUGUCAGAAAAAGCUUGAAAUCGACGAUGACCAGAAACUCCGAGCCUUUUUUGACAAGAGGAUCUCUCAAGAGGUCAGCGGAGAUGCUUUGGGUGAGGAAUUCAAGGGCUAUGUAUUUAAAAUAAUGGGAGGUUGUGACAAGCAAGGCUUCCCAAUGAAGCAGGGAGUGUUGACUCCAGGUCGUGUUCGGCUUUUGCUUCACCGAGGUACACCUUGCUUCCGGGGAUAUGGCAGGCGAAAUGGAGAACGUAGAAGGAAGUCUGUUCGUGGAUGCAUAGUCAGCCAGGAUCUGUCAGUCUUGAACUUGGUUAUUGUCAAGAAGGGUGAGAGUGAUCUGCCUGGACUGACUGACAUUGAGAAACCAAGAAUGAGAGGUCCAAAAAGGGCAUCAAAGAUUCGGAAGCUCUUUAACCUUUCAAAGGAGGAUGAUGUCAGGAAGUAUGUCAACACAUAUCGUCGAACUUUCACAACCAAAUCUGGGAAGAAGUGCAGCAAAGCUCCCAAAAUACAGAGGCUGGUUACUCCCUUGACACUUCAGAGGAAGCGUGCGAGGAUUGCUGACAAGAAGAAGAGGAUUGCAAAGGCCAAGUCAGAGGCAGCCGAGUAUCAGAAGCUUCUUGCUUCCAGGUUGAAGGAGCAGCGUGAACGUCGUAGUGAGAGCUUGGCAAAGAGGAGGUCCAAGCUCUCUACAGCCUCUAAGCCAUCUGGUACCGCUUAGGCUAACUGAGGUAUCAUCCUUAGUGUUUUCGGGUAAUGUUUAGACGGUAUUACUUUUUCUUUGUUACUGAGGAAUUUGGCCAUUUUUUAGAUUUGAGAUCAUUGGAUAAUUUUCCGUUCUGCUUAAUAUGUAGCUUUUUUGGGUUAUAUCUCUAGACAGUUCGUUACUAAGGGAAUUUAGCCAUUCUUUAGAUAUUUGAGGUCAUUGGAUAAUUUUGGGUAUGGUAUUGUUCUACUUAUAAUAUGCAUUUGGGAUUUGUUUGAGUU
Messenger RNA from Camellia sinensis, 1168 nucleotides. Its product is annotated as small ribosomal subunit protein eS6. Gene Ontology annotation, molecular function: structural constituent of ribosome. Lineage: Eukaryota; Viridiplantae; Streptophyta; Magnoliopsida; Ericales; Theaceae. Gene Ontology annotation, biological process: translation. The record is from RefSeq and is a predicted model, not a curated record. Gene Ontology annotation, cellular component: ribosome.